CCGCUAAGGGAAGCCGCCGUCGCUAUCGUCACUCUCACCGCGACCUGUCACCGUCGCUGGAGCCAGCCACUUUCAUCGCCGUUCAUGCCGUCACCACUCCUCGCCACUGCCGAGCCGUCGUCGGACUGUGCACCGCCAUGCAUGGCCGUUCCUAGUUGGCGCAAUGGCUGGUGGUUGCCUCUGCUUUCGGUGUAAGCACCCCGUCGGAGCUCAGUCACCAUUCUGCUCUCCAGGAGUUGUCACCGGAGCUGCGGCUGCUCCACCGCUGCCUCUGCUGUCGGAAACCGCCGCUUCUCUGAAUUCUCUGUCUUGAUAAGCUCUAACCUUACUUCUAAAUCUCCCUGUUUGUUAAGUGCGUUAUUACGGAGCGUGUUGAUGAGGCUGUUGUGCUAGGUUUAUGGUUACCGCGAGUUUUCUGUUAUACACCAACACCGGAACUGUUGCUACUUCACUCAGUAAUUUCUUCUCUGUUACGAGUUGUUGUGGUUGCUGCGUAAGAGGUUUGGAGCUGAGGUUGCAGCUGCCGCAAGAGUUAGUUGUUAUGGGAACCUCAAUGACAUGGAAGCAUUUGCCUCCACUCAUUUAUGCAUUAGCAUUUUGCUUAAUUGCUAUCAAUGUUGCUGCUGAUGAUGAUCAGAGUCCUUAUUAUGGAUGCCACAACUCUCCCUACCACCCAGCUCCACAAGCGGCGCCACCUGCACAUGAACCUCACCCACCCUAUAUGUACAAGUCUCCCCCUCCUCCAUUUUCAUACAUUUACAAGUCUCCACCACCCACCAUAUAUCAACAAAUCUCCUCAUCCUCCCUCUCCCUUUCUACCCUUUCUGAAAUAUUUUAUUAUAUUCUUGUCCGAAUCUUUGUUCAUGUUUCAUGAAAGCUUUUCCAAAGGUUCUUUUCUGGUGCCUGACAUUAGAAGGCUCUACACUGUAGAACACUGCUUCGACGUGUUGCCCCAAUUUAUCCUUGCAGUCAAGGAUCUUUUGGAGUCCGUCCAAGCACCAAGUGGAGGAAGUGUAGUUUGGUGAGAGAACAAUGAUUGCAAACAUGGAGUCUUCAAUUGCUGUGAGAAGUUCAUGUGAAAUAAAGUCACCUUUGCGAAGGUUGGUCUCAUCAAUGAAGGUAAUGAUUCCCUUCCUUGUGAGUGCGGCAUAGAGAUGGCUAGUAAAUCCAUUGCCUGAGUAACACAUCAUACUUGCAUGAUUUUGAAGAAGUAGAAGAGGUGGAAGCCAUGUAUAUAGAGAAGAGGAUUACGAGUAAACUGGGUUUGUGUUAGAGUAAUACGGAAAGUGAAUAGGAUAGUAGAAGCAGCGAGCGAGAGAAAAACUUCUAUAAUGCGGAAAGUGAAUAGGAUAGUAGAAGCAGCGAGCGAGAGAAAAGCUUCUAUAAUACUGGAAACUGAAAACUGGAACUGGAAUGUAAUGUAAUAUCGGAAGAUGAGAGACAGAGAGAUUCCGAACUUGAAAAGCUUCUAUAAUAUGGAAACUGAAAAUCGGAAACUGGAAUUUAAUAUAAUGUUGGGUUGAGAUUGAUUUAUAGUGUAGACUCUGUUUCGUUCUCACUCUAUAAUUGGCUAUUUUUUUUUAUCGCAAAAAGGGAAAGUGGUUUGUACGGCAAAACGCCAAAACAAAUGGUUUUGUAUUUUCACUUUUUCAGAGUGAGAAUGAAACAGAAUAUAAGUCAAUCUCAACCCAACAUUAUAUAAACUUUUUAAGUUCGGCAUCUCUCGGUCUUGCUUCUUCUAAUAUUACAUUAAAUUCCAGUUUCCAGUUUUGUAUUAUAGAAGCUUUUCUCUCCGUCUAGCUGCUUUUACUAUACUAUUCACUCUAACACAAACCCAGUUAUCUUUCUUCUUUGCUCGUAAUCGUCUUCUCUGUAUACAUGGCUUCUACUUCUUCAAGAUCAUGCAAGUAUGAUGUGUUCAUCACAGCUUCAGGGUGAAGACCCUCGCAAUGGAUUCACUAGCCAUCUCUAUGCGCACUCACAAUGAAGGGAAUCACUACCUUCAUUGAUGAGACCAACCUUCGCAAAGGUGACGUUAUUUCACAUGAAUUUCUCACAGCAAUUGAAGACUCCAUGUUUGCAAUCAUUGUUCUCUCACCAAACUACGCUUCCUCCACUUGGUGCUUAAACGAGUUCCAGAAGAUCCUUGAAUGAAGCAUAAGUUGGGGCAAUACGUCGAAGCGGUGUUCUACGGUGUGGAGCCUUCUGAUGUCAAGCACUUUCGGAGAAGCUUUCAUGAAACAUGAACAAAGAUUCAAACAAAAAAGUGACAAGGUUAGAACAUGAAGACAUGUGUUAACACAAUUUGCCGGUUACUCUGGUUGGAGCUCUAAAAAUCAGUAAGCUCACUAAUAAUCAUUCACUUCAUUUGUUGUUGUGGUAAAUUAUGUUAACAAAGUAAGGAAAACAACGUAACAAAAAAAUAAUAUAGAAAAAUACUAUUCAUAUGAUAAAAUAUUUCAGAGCAUAUAUAGCAGAAUAUAUCAUGAAUUCCAAAAAAUUGUGAUUUGGCCGUAAAUAUUAUUUUUGUUGUAAGCUUGUUGCAUGUCUGAAUAUAGGGAGAGGGAAAAUAAUUAGGCAAAAACAAAAGGAAGUUAUAUAAAAACAUCAAAGGAAAGAGGAUCCAAG
This is a messenger RNA of Arachis ipaensis, 2628 nucleotides long. Lineage: Eukaryota; Viridiplantae; Streptophyta; Magnoliopsida; Fabales; Fabaceae. The record is from RefSeq and is a predicted model, not a curated record.